AGAGCGAAUCCACUCUUGUCUUAACCCUGUCUUUAACCCUGAGUUAAAAAUGGCAUUUGCCGGAAUUCUGAACGACGCCGACAUCACUGCAGCCCUUGCGGCUUGCCAAGCUGCUGACUCCUUCAAGUACCAGGACUUCUUUGCUAAGGUCGGCCUUGCUGGCAAGAGCGCUGAUGACAUCAAGAAGGCCUUUGCCAUCAUUGACCAGGACAAGAGUGGCUUCAUUGAGGAGGAUGAGCUGAAGUUGUUCCUACAGAACUUCUCUUCCAGUGCCAGAGCUCUGACUGACACUGAGACCAAGGCGUUUCUCAAGGCCGGGGACACUGAUGGCGAUGGCAAGAUUGGAGUUGAUGAGUUUGCUGCCUUGGUCAAGCAUUAA
This is a messenger RNA of Monopterus albus (swamp eel), 379 nucleotides long. It is a transcript of the gene pvalb3, whose product is annotated as parvalbumin 3. Bases 50 to 379 code for a protein of 109 amino acids. Gene Ontology annotation, cellular component: cytoplasm. The transcript has 5 exons. The record is from RefSeq and is a predicted model, not a curated record. NCBI's taxonomy places the organism in Eukaryota, Metazoa, Chordata, Actinopteri, Synbranchiformes, Synbranchidae. Gene Ontology annotation, molecular function: calcium ion binding.